This is a messenger RNA of Onthophagus taurus, 2491 nucleotides long. Its product is annotated as L-asparaginase. Lineage: Eukaryota; Metazoa; Arthropoda; Insecta; Coleoptera; Scarabaeidae. Gene Ontology annotation, biological process: amino acid metabolic process. Gene Ontology annotation, molecular function: asparaginase activity. The record is from RefSeq and is a predicted model, not a curated record.
AUAGUCUUUCUCGAUUGCACUUAGCUUGUUUACUAAGCAAGUGUGUUAUUAAUUAAAUAAUUUAUUUUGGAGUUUUCAACGUUUUGUUAUCUGCUGUUUAAAGAUUUUGCGUUUUAAUAUGAACGCAAAUAUUGCAAAAUUAUAAUCACGUAUUUAAAAUUUACGGUCUUUUUCAAAGACUCAAUGAACACUGUUUAUUUUUUAACACGACUAUAGCGUUAUCAAUGUGUCUACUACUGUUCUGCUUUUAUAUAAUUUAAUUUUAAUGUAAUUAGGUUGUAAGUCAUCUUUAUAACAUUUUAGUAAUUAUCAUUUUCAUUUCAUUGGCGAGUUAAUCGGUGUCUUAUCUUUCGCGUAAAUAAAAAUAUUUACACACCCAACAUUUCUUGUUAAAAGCUAUUUUGAGAGUCGAGGAAAGGAUCGUUUAAACUGCGCGGUAAUCACCUCCGAGAGUACAAUAAAUUGCAAUUUGGUGGCCGUCAAGUGAUAAAAGGAAACUCAACAUUUGUUUAUUAAUUUUAACAUAUUUGCAAAUAAGAAAAGUCUUGGUAUUAUACACUGGGGGAACAAUCGGAAUGGUUAAAAAUGAUGAUGGUGUUUACAUUCCAGCAUCGAAUAGAUUUAUCCAGAAAAUUAAAUCAUAUCCAGAACUUCAUAAUGAACAAGUUUUAUCGAAGUAUAUUGAAGGAAUACCUGAAGAAGAUUAUCUUAUUAUGCCACAAAUCCAUAACAGAAACACUAUUUUAUACACCAUAAAGGAAUAUAAUCCAUUAUUAGAUUCUAGCAAUAUGUCUGUAGAUGAUUGGGUAAGAAUUGUCAAAGAUAUCGAGAGUUUUUAUGAUUAUUAUGAUGGAUUUGUUAUAUUACAUGGUACUGAUACUUUAGCUUACACCGCAUCAGCUUUAUCUUUUAUGUUAGAAGAUUUACAAAAAGCUGUUAUUGUAACUGGAUCUCAGAUACCAAUUUUUGAAGUAAGAAGCGACGCGAAAGAUAACUUCUUGUCUUCAUUGAUUUUCGCAGGAUGUUACAAAAUCCCGGAAGUUUGCGUUUGUUUUGCAAAUCAGCUUUUACGAGGAAAUCGUACGGUUAAAUUUAGUUCCUGCAACUUAGAAGCGUUUAAUUCACCCAAUUACGGUCCUCUUGGUAUUGUUGGAAUUAAUUUUGAAGUGUAUCCUAACAAUAUUGCGAAAAUUAAUAAUACAAAAACUUUGAAAGUAUAUACAGAAAUGAGUAAAAACGUUGCGAUGAUUCAAUUAUUUCCUACAAUUUCUGCAGAUAUGUUAAUAGCUUUUUUGAAACCACCAACUAUGGGUGUAAUUAUUGAAAGUUACGGAAUAGGAAACAUACCAUCGAAAAGGGCCGAUUUACUAGACGUAUUGGUUCAAGCAAUAAAACGUGAUGUUAUCGUUGUUAAUAUUACUCAAUGCUGCCAAGGAACUGUAGAUUCGACGUACGAAACUGGAAAAAUUCUUGAACAAUUAGGAAUUAUACCCGGACACGAUAUGACUGUGGAAGCGGCUUUAUCUAAAUUGUCAUACGUUUUAGGUUUAUCACUUUCGUUAACUGCGAAAAAACAACUUAUGAAAACAAAUUUACGAGGAGAAUUAACACAACAUUAAGUAAAUAAAAUACUGAGUGUUUCAAAACUACUGUGCCAAAUAAAACAUUUUAUUUUCGCUUCUGACAUUUUUAACGAUUUCAAUUUCUAUAUAAACAUAUGAGACAACAUAGAUAAUUUUUGAUUUGACUUGUGUUUUUCUAAUUUGACUGCUUUUAACACAUUCAUAUUUAGAGAUUUAAAGGUCAUUAAAAAUUAUGAUUUUAAAACAUGAUGCGAUUUAAUGUUGUAGUUGGUGCAAUAUUUUGGAAACGUCCGACAUAGUAAUGAUAUUCAGUUUUUAGUAUUUUAAUUUAAUAAGUCAAACAAUAUACCUAACGUUGUAAAUAUGAAAUGAUAGAUAAUAAUAUUAAAAAUAACGAGAAAUAAAAUGAGUAUCACUAUAAAAUAGUUAUAUUUUUAAAGAUAUUUUUAAGUAUAAAUGCAGAUAAAUUAAUGAACGAACAAUUCUUUAUAAUUGAAUAAUAGUUGGCCAAUUCAAUUGAAAAAACAAUGUUUCCAGAUUUUCUCUAAGAAAAUUUAACAUGUUCUUUUCAAUUCUUAUUAAUAGUUAUUAAUACUUCCUUUAAUGUAAUUUAUUACAGAUAAUAAAGACUCUUUUUACUCAUAAAAUUGUAAAAUUUUUCAAUUUUCCGAUUUUACAUACAAAACGGAAUUUCCAAACAUAAAAAAUAUAUGUAUAACUUAUUGUUAGACUAGAUUUAGACGAAGAAUGCAACAAGGAAAAAGUAGAGUUGAAUUAACAAGAGUGAAACAGUAACAUAGUAUAUUAUUGCUAAAUUGAUCGCUGAGUAUACAAAGAAUGAUUUUUUCAUAGUUAUUUUAAGAAAUAUACAUGUCGAUAGCGAUAAUAAAUGCUACCUUAUUCAGGGA